AUGCUCGCAGCCGUUCGAGGCGCUAAUAAGGACCACGACGAGGUAGUCUCGGCCUUUAAAGCCGACUGCAAGCAGUUUGGACAGGGAGAGCUACGCGCCAGAGUCUUCUACGAGAGACUAAGCACAUAUUUCGGCAGUGAGCUCAUGCUAGAGCACAUGUUGCCACAGUUAGCGAGACUUAUCCCGGACGACAAGAAGAGGAAGAAACUAGUUAAAGUUCACGUCAAGAGCAAGCGAGCAGGAGGCGUUACUGCCUUAAGCUCUGGUGUAGGCAGUAAAUCUUCCUCUCAUGCGCGACGACCAGUCUCCAGCUCUGGCGUGGCUCCCAUGAGACCGUCCGGGGACAGACGACCAUACUCCGCGUCUGAAUUAAUUCGACGUGAUAGUAUUGAAAGCGAUACGUCCAGUAAUACGAGCGGAGAGCUCGUUCCUGCGCCAUCUACAGCACCAGCGUCCAGACUGACUAUGAAUCGGUAUGCCGACAACCCCAAGUGCGCUAUCUGUAGCGAGGUUUUCGAGAUUAAACGACGGAGACAUCAUUGCCGCAAAUGUGGCGCGAGUGUGUGUCAUUCCUGCUCUCCCGCGAGGAUGUUGAUCUCACCCGACCAAGUAGCGCACGAGAGCAUGAAGAAAAAGUACGAUCCAGCUCACCCACAACGGGUCUGCACGAUUUGUGCGCCGAUUCUACAGUGUUUCCAGGACGGAUUGAACACUCAAUACGCCAAUUGUCAUAAGGAGAACCCACACGAGGCUAAAUCGCGCCUACACCUGCCCUUUAGUCGGUCACUGGAGAGCGCAUGUCGCUCUGCGGCUGACAUUCUAGGCAACUUCUUCCGCCCAGACUUUGGUGCAGAUAGCGACCGCUACAUUCCCGUAAACUUUCUCAAAAGGGCACAAGGCAUUGCCUUCCUCACCGUUAUCAAGGCAGGACUGCUUAUUACAGCCAAGAUGGGUACAGGUAUUGUGAUCGCCAAGCUUGACGAUGACUCGUGGUCUGCCCCGUCCGCUAUCGGCACGGCCGGUAUUGGAGGUGGUCUGGAAGGUGGAGGCGAACUCAUUGAGUUUAUGAUCAUCAUGGGCUCGAAGAACGCUGUCAAGGUGUUCCACCGUACCCAAGUAAACGUUGGGGGAGGCCUGAGUGUGGCGGUUGGUCCUUACGGACGCGAUGCAGUAGCACAGGCGGCUGCGAGUCGAGGUGGCUUCAACGCCAAUUACAGUUAUUCGCACAGUAGGGGCCUCUUUGCUGGCAUCUCGCUGCAUGGAGCUGUCAUCACGGCUCGAACUGAGAUGAACAGUAACUUUUACGGCCAGAAACUCACACCGGAGGAGAUUCUAAGUGGUGCAGUUCCACAUCCACGAGCUGCACAGUGUCUAUACGAUGCUAUCGAUCAGGCCAUGGAAGGAAUAGCACAAUUCGAAUCUUCAGGAGGAUCACAGAGAUGCGCAUCCGCAGCAACAGCACCUCCAGGACCUUGCAGCUCUUGCCGAUGCCAAGAGUUUAUCUCGAAAGCGUUCUCCAAAAAGUGUAAAACGUGCGCGCAUGUGCACAACACAGCAUAA
Messenger RNA from Phytophthora infestans T30-4, 1560 nucleotides. RefSeq lists its product as uncharacterized. The record is from RefSeq and is a predicted model, not a curated record. Bases 1 to 1560 code for a protein of 519 amino acids. The transcript has a single exon. Gene Ontology annotation, molecular function: metal ion binding; phosphatidylinositol binding. NCBI's taxonomy places the organism in Eukaryota, Oomycota, Peronosporomycetes, Peronosporales, Peronosporaceae.